AAUGUUCAAAUAAGUCCUGUAGAAUAUAUAGUUAGUACUUAGCUAUCAUAUGUCGAAAUAUCUUGUUAUACUAAAUUAACUUGUUCUCUUAAAUAUGACACCAAAUGAUAAGAGAAAAUAGAAUUGUGUAUUACUUUUAAUUUGUUUGUAUUUUCAUAGAGUCGAGGCAACGAUAGUUGGCAAUAACCCAGAAUCGUCUGUACAAUCAAAACCUCUUCCAAAAAGAGAAAAUAAAAUAAAGCGAAAGUCAAACCUCAUCGACUAACAGCAUAAAUGCAAGAAAAUUUUCUUAUUUGUGCUCGAAGAAAGAUGCCUGAUGGAGCGAAUAUUUUUCAGUGAUCUUAACGGCCUGUGCAGGCGUGACGCUGUGACAUUUUUGACACAGUAAUUUGAGUUUUUCUCAAAAAGUGUAAGAAGUAGAAACUUCGUUCUUGUGCUAUUCGACGCAGCUCGCUAUACUCUACUUCUGGUAUAAAAAUGAAGGUGUGUGGUUAAAGAUUUGAGUUUUUAGCACCGUUUUUUGGCGCGUGAUGCAGUAACAAAAAAGGCUCUAAAUUCGAAGUGCCUCUAAUUAAAAGCUACUUUGCUGCGAAUAUAAAAGAGCUAAUAAAAAGCGCCUGCAGCAAAGUUUGUAGAGGAGUAAACAAGCUACUGAUUGCUAAAAAAGAAUCUUUCCAAGGAGAUUUCCAUCCCUCAAUAAGUAUGUUUUAUCGUGGUGACGCUGUGACAUUCGUUUUUCCCAAUAAAGUUUGGAGCACUAAACAUUGCUCCAAAGAUUUCAUUUUCACAUCGGGCUUAGUUUUAGGCAUCUAAUAUAGACUAAGAUGAAAAUAAAGCUGAAAAAAUGUUUUCGCUUUCUUAGAAUUAUGCGAGAAUCUUAAAAAUUAAAAUUUUAUUAAAAAGCUUGUUUUGAGUCUAAACUUCAACAGAAACAUACCAUCUUGUAGAGAAUCGAAUCAAAAACUGCAUCUAGUGACAUGCUUCUUUCAGUUCCACUAUAAAAUAAUUUUUUCCAAAACUUGAUCAGUGAAGUCUCGAGUUACGUGGACUAUAUUGGACAACAUCACCAAUAUUUAAUUCAUCAUUAACAAAUCAAAAUUUAAAUACAUUUAAAAUUAAACGUCGUGCUAAUCGUUUAAUACCAACAUUCCGUAAUAUAUUUAUAGAAGGUGAACAAUAUAUAGAACAACAAUCAUUAUUUCGUUCAUGUUUCUCAAUACAAACAACUUAUUUAAGAACAAAAAAAAAUCGUCAACAAUCAAGACUUAAUUUAAAAUAUGAAAUUGAAAAUGAAUUAAAACAAUUAUUUGAACAUUUAUCAGAUAAAACAGAAAAUUUAUCAAUUGUAACACCAUUAAGUUAUUUACGUGCACAAAUAAAUACAAUAAAAAAGAAAUUAUGUG
This is a messenger RNA of Didymodactylos carnosus, 1403 nucleotides long. The record is from the annotation of a GenBank genome assembly. Lineage: Eukaryota; Metazoa; Rotifera; Eurotatoria; Philodinida; Philodinidae.